AUGAGAGUGCUAUGGUUGGCCGCCGUCGGCCUGCUGUCCUCGGCGACAGCAUACAAGACGGACCAAUACCGCUCUGAGUUCCCCGAUUCCCUCUCGUCAUCAGCGCCCUUCUCCAUCUACGGCGACCGGCCAGACGAUUGCCCGCCGUGCUUCAACUGCAAUCUAGACCAGUUCCAGUGCCACCAGUAUGCCAACUGCACAAAGUCAAGCGGCAAAUGCGCUUGUCCCUCAGGCUUCGGUGGUGAGGACUGCUCGCAACCGCUGUGCGGCUCUCUUGCCGACGGAAACAACAGACUGCCACGCCAGGGCCACGAUUGCGAGUGUAAAGAAGGCUGGGAGGGCAUCAACUGCAAUGUGUGCAAGACAAACGACGCCUGUAACGCCAUGAUGCCCGAGGGCGAGGGCGGUGUUUGCUAUCGCGAGGGUCUGGUGGUCAACGAAAACUACCAGAUUUGCGACAUCACCAACCGCAAGAUUCUGGACCAGCUCAAGGAGAAGAAGCCGCAGGCUACCUUCUCCUGCAACGCCGACCGCAAAGAGUGCAACUUCCAAUUCUGGGUCGACCAGAAGGAGUCCUUCUACUGCGCCCUCGACACGUGCACCUGGUCGUCCAAAGCCACCCCCAACCGUAAUUCGACUGCAUACCACUGCGAGAACAUCAAGUGCCGCUGCAUUCCCGGCCGCAUGCUGUGUGGCGAGGCAGAUUCGAUCGAUAUCGGUGACUUUUUGGAAGAAGAUAUCAAGGGUCCUGCUAGUUUCUCCUCCGUCUCGACUGAGGGUGGCAGUUCUUCAGACGGCAGCAAGUUCUCGGAGCCCGCCAUGAACGACCUCAUUUCGAACGUUUUCGGAGACGAUAGCAUCACCCUCAAGUGCCACUCUGGAGAGUGUCUCUACGUCACAGACGUCCCUGGCUAUGAAAGACCCGUCAAGAGGAUCAAUACACCGCUCAUCGCCGGCGUCAUCGCCGGUUGUGCUCUGUUCGUCGUCGCUGUCAUUUUGCUCGUCUGGUUCCUGUCUCGCAACAAGGCAAAGUAUGGUCCCAUCCAUCUUUCUGACGACGAGGAGGACUUGAACGCCGCCCUCCUGGCCGACCACAAGCCCGCUAGCCUUUAUUUCGAAAAUAUCUCGUACGCUCUCAAAGGCAAGCAGAUUCUCACAGACAUCCAGGGUGCCGUCCAUCCUGGUCAGCUCAUGGCCAUCAUGGGAGCUUCUGGUGCUGGCAAGACCACCUUCCUGGAUAUCCUUGCAAGAAAGAAUAAGCGUGGUACUGUUAUCGGCAACUUUUUAAUCAAUGGUGAAAAGGUCUCGGACAACGACUUCAGGAGUGUCAUCGGCUUUGUCGAUCAAGACGAUACUAUGCUGCCUACACUGACUGUCCACGAGACUAUUCUUGACAGCGCAAUGCUUCGUCUCCCUAAGGAGAUGAGCUACGCUUCCAAGUUGCAAAAGGCCGAGGACGUCGAAAGACAACUCGGCAUCUACCAUAUUCGCGACCAACUCAUCGGCUCGGAAGAAGGCAACGGUCGUGGUAUCUCUGGCGGUGAGAAGCGAAGAGUCGGUAUUGCCUGUGAGCUUGUCACCAGUCCCAGCAUCCUCUUCCUCGACGAGCCAACCAGCGGUCUCGACGCCUUCAACGCAUUCAACGUCGUGGAAUGUCUUGUACACCUUGUCAAGACUUACAACAGAACCGUCGUCUUUACCAUCCACCAACCUCGCUCCAACAUCGUUGCACUCUUCGACCAACUAGUCUUGCUCGCUAAAGGCAGGACCGUCUACUCUGGUCCUUUCGGAAAUUGCCAGGCCUACUUCGACAACAUUGGAUACUCUUGCCCUCCUGGUUUCAACAUCGCAGAUUACCUCGUUGAUCUGACUAUGCACGCUAGCACUGUUCAUCCUCAGAUCCCAGAAGACAGCUCCAUUUUCCGUCAAGAUAUUGGUCGCAGCACUCGUGCAAGCAGUGCGAUUGCCGUCAAGUCUGUCCCCAGUGUUUCAAACUUCAGUAUCGAGCAAGGAGGUUCUGUAACAUCAGAGUCUCCACUCAGGCCCAAGAAUAGUCGCACCGCCUCAAUCAAGCAGCAGCAAGACAGAGCACUCUUUACGAGAAAGCAGUCGUCUCGAGAGCCUCCUGCUACUGCAAGCACCAUUCGUUCCGACGCAUCUUCUCUGGAGAACAGCUUCGACAACACCCAACAGUGGUUGAAGAUGAGAGGAGUACAGCAAGCACAUGACGAUCCCAAUGGUCUUCCUCCCAAUGCCGAGGGUCCCUCAAGCACAGAUCUUGAUAACCUUGUACAAGCGUUCGCCGACUCUGAUGUCGCUGCUUCCCUCAGAGAUGAUAUUCACAACGCUGUCUCCGAAGCAGCACACUCCAACGGUCACGCCAACGGCGCAGCUAAUGGCAACUCUGCUCAGCCCACUGUCAAGGGUUAUCGCAAGACUGGCAUUCUUGGCCAGUUUGCCAUCCUGUCUAAACGCACCUGGCGCAAUCUGUACAGAAAUCCGCUGUUGAUGUUGACUCACUACGCUAUUGCUAUCCUGCUCGCUGUCUUCCUAGGAUUCCUAUUCUAUGGCUUGACCGAUGAUCUCAAGGGUUUCCAGAACCGUCUUGGUUUCUUCUUCUUCCUGCUUGCCCUGUUCGCCUUCAGCACCCUCACCUCCCUGACAGUCUUCGCUCCAGAACGUCUUUUGUUCGUAAGAGAGCGUGCCAAGGGAUACUAUUCUCCCUUGGCUUAUUACGCUUCCAAGGUUGUUUUCGACAUUGUUCCCCUCAGACUUAUUCCUCCUGUCAUCAUGGCCGUCAUUGUAUAUCCCAUGACCGGCCUUCUUCCGACCGCCGCCGAGUUCUGGAAGUUCAUGUUGUUCGUUGUCCUCUUCAACCUCGCUGCCGCCACAGUGUGCUUGUGCAUUGGCAUUGUUAUCAAAAACCAGGGGGUUGCAAACCUUGUUGGUGUCCUUGUCAUGUUGUUCAGCUUGCUCUUUGGCGGCUUCCUACUCAAUCACGAGACCAUCCCCAAGGGUCUUCGUUGGUUGCAAUCUAUUUCCAUCUUCCAUUACGGAUUUGAAGGACUGAUUGUCAACGAGGUCCGAUACCUCUCUCUUAUUGAUCACAAAUACGGUCUUGACAUCGAGGUCCCUGGCUCGGCCAUUCUUAGCUCUUUCGGCUUCGACGUCCUGGCGCUCUGGAAUGAUGCCGUUGGCCUUGCCGUGUUCUGCGGUGUAUUCUUAGUGUUAGGAUAUGUGGCUAUGCAUUUCUUGCUUGUCGAGAGAAGAUAG
This is a messenger RNA of Aureobasidium subglaciale EXF-2481, 3273 nucleotides long. RefSeq lists its product as uncharacterized. The transcript is spliced from 3 exons. The record is from RefSeq and is a predicted model, not a curated record. Bases 1 to 3273 code for a protein of 1090 amino acids. NCBI's taxonomy places the organism in Eukaryota, Fungi, Ascomycota, Dothideomycetes, Dothideales, Saccotheciaceae. Gene Ontology annotation, molecular function: ATP hydrolysis activity; ATP binding; ABC-type transporter activity. Gene Ontology annotation, cellular component: membrane.